Molecule: messenger RNA, 486 nt
Organism: Drosophila ananassae
Lineage: Eukaryota; Metazoa; Arthropoda; Insecta; Diptera; Drosophilidae
Gene: ND-MLRQ
Product: cytochrome c oxidase subunit NDUFA4
Exons: 4
Coding region: 142-393 (83 amino acids)
Source: RefSeq, a predicted model, not a curated record
GUAAAUAAUGCGUUUACGUCCGGUACAUAUAUAAAUAUAAUAUAAUUUUAGUAUUUUUGCAUAUAUUCUUUCAAUUUAUAAAUUUGUCCAUGAAACUUCUGCCACACUUCUUCGUGAAUCGCGGAAAAAAAACAAAUCAGAAUGCAAGGACUUGGUCUUCAAAGCAUUAAGAAAAAUCCUGCUUUAAUACCGCUUUAUGUGUGUGUUGCCGCGGGAGCAAUUGGAGCUGUAUAUUACAUGGCUCGUCUUGCAACGCGCAAUCCCGAUGUUACAUGGAAUCGCACAUCAAAUCCCGAACCUUGGCAAGAGUACAAAGAUAAGCAGUACAAGUUUUACUCGCCUGUGAGGGAUUACUCUAAAACAAAGAGUGCUGCUCCGAAUUUCGAGGAAUAAUUUUAAUCGAUUGUUAUAGUUACGCAGUUCUGUUGAAAAUAUGAAAUUUAUGUAAUUUUCACUGCAAAAACUAAUAAAAAUAUUCCCGAAAAA